ACUGGCAACUAAAACUCUCGAGCGACCAAUCAUGAGGCUCUUCCUGGUAACAAUGCUGGUGGUGGCCAGCAGUGUAGCUGUUCCCGUUGACAAGGAUUCAGGAAAAUUGGAGAGCGCUUCAGAGGCAAAGAGACAUGAGAAAAGAGAUAUAGAUUGCUCGAAUGGAUACGGUAUACACGUAUAUUGUCCACCGGAUUACGAAGCUACACUCAAAUCGUCACCCGUCUUAGUUCAACAGCCAGUCGUGCAUGUGCCUGUGCCCGUUCCGCAGCUGGUGCCACAUCCGGUCCCAGUACCCAUAGCAGUACCGAUCACUAAACACGUACCAGUUCCCCUACCGAUUCAUGUCGAACGCACCGUACAGGUGCCAGUGCCUAAACCGUAUCCCGUCACCGUGGAGAAGAUCGUCCAUGUGGACCGGCCAGUCCCGGUGACAGUCGAGAAACGUCUGCACAUCCCAGUCGAUCGACCGGUACCGGUACCGGUACCGGUACCGCAACCGGUUCCCGUCUCCAUUGAGAGGAUCGUGCACGUAGACCGACCGUAUCCGGUGCCGGUGGCAGUGCCAAAACCGUACGCAGUACCGGUUUCCAUAUACAAGCACAAUUUGUAUCGGGAUAAGGAAGAUGUCGUAGAUCGAGAAGAAGAUGAUACUGUUGAGUACAGUUUGCGACAAUUGUGGUACUUCAAUCAGGAGAAAAGCAUUAUGUCAGAUAAUGUAGAAAUUUAUGCGUUUCAUCCUCUCAUGCUAGCGAUAACCUUGAUCAUUCAAAGAGACAGGCCAUCUACGAUAGGAGUAAUUAGCAAAGCGUUUGACAGUAUUUUCAAGAAACCUGAGUCAAUAUUUAUCAAAACCACUGUAAAAGAUUUGUUCUUUGACGGUAUACUAUUUGAUUGCACGGAUAUAACAGAUUUCGCUGGAUCCGCAGUGUGCUCCGCUUUACAGGAAAGGGAAGAGAUAUUAAUCCGAGAGGAAGGUUUACGUUUCAGAUUUGGUUAUCUUGCUAAGACAAACGGGAGUCGUUCGCCGGAACGCAUAAGAGUAUACCGUGGAAUUAAAAAUUACAAAGACAUAGGUCGUGUGCUGACGAUAGGAAAUAGUACGAAGUUGAAGAUGUGGUUUGGCAAUCCUUGCAACGAUAUUCGCGGCACAGACGGAACCAUCUUCCCACCAUUCCUCAGCAAGGAAAAAGAAGUCUGGGUAUACUCCCAAGACAUUUGUCGAAGUAUUGGCGCAUAUUAUCUCGAACCAGGAAAAGUUCAAGGUUUCAAGACACUACACUACACGGCGGACCUGGGCGAUCCGUCUGAGGACGAAGAUGUGAGGUGCCUUUGUCAAGAGUCCGAAGGGUGCAUGCCUAAAAACAUAUUCAACGCAGAUCCUUGCAAAAACGUGCCUUUUAGGAUAAGUCUACCUCAUUUUUAUAAUUCUGACCCACGAUACCUCGAGAUGAUUGAGGGUGUAAAUCCCAUCCCUGAAAAGCACCGGAUGACUUUUAAUUUUGAUCCGAUGACAGGCACUCCAAUGAAAGCGUAUAAAAAGAUUCAAUUCAACGUGAUAGUAGGACCCAUCCCUAAACUUCGAUUGAUGAAGUCCUUUCCGGAAGCGCUUUUUCCGCUAUUUUGGGUGGAGGAUGGCCUCGAACUCGGGAAUAUUCUCAUAAAACCGCUGAAAGUUGCCUACUUACAAAUUUUAAUUGCAAAGUAA
This is a messenger RNA of Trachymyrmex cornetzi, 1708 nucleotides long. RefSeq names its product sensory neuron membrane protein 1. Gene Ontology annotation, cellular component: cytoplasm; membrane. The transcript is spliced from 8 exons. The record is from RefSeq and is a predicted model, not a curated record. Lineage: Eukaryota; Metazoa; Arthropoda; Insecta; Hymenoptera; Formicidae. The coding region runs from base 32 to 1708 and encodes 558 amino acids. Gene Ontology annotation, molecular function: scavenger receptor activity.